CCAGAGCAAAGAAGCCGCUUGACACAGACCUGGAUCAUUGAGACGACACGAAACAACCGCCAAAAUGGUCUUCAUCUUAGGCGUGAACUUCCCCGAGGGCCAGCUCGUCCAGAAGUCUCUUCAGAAAUUUUUCGGUGUCGGCCCGCAAGUCUCAUCGCGCAUCAUGUCCCGUUUCCACAUCCACCAAACAUGCAAGGUCGGCGAGCUGGCCAACAAACAGGUCCUCGACCUGACGGCUGUGCUUUCAGAAAUGAAGAUUGAGAACGAUCUCCGACGACAGGUUCUCGAUGACAUCAAGCGGUUAAAGGAGACUGGAACUUACCGUGGCCGGCGCCAUGCGCUUGGACUGCCGGUUCGAGGACAGAGGACAAGAAACAACAACAAAAUAGCCAUCAGGCUUAACCGUAUUGAUAGACGACUUUAAAUGUGAACUUCAGGGUGUGGCUCGGUUCGCUCUGGUCGCUCUGGCGGCUGGUUUAGGUUAUUGUGCAAGGGCAUGGCAAGGCGUUGUAUGUUAGUAUUAUGUAUUUUUCAGGAUUGAUACUUUUAUUCCCCUA
This is a messenger RNA of Aspergillus nidulans FGSC A4, 557 nucleotides long. RefSeq names its product mitochondrial 37S ribosomal protein uS13m. The record is from RefSeq and is a predicted model, not a curated record. Gene Ontology annotation, biological process: translation. Bases 65 to 424 code for a protein of 119 amino acids. The transcript has 4 exons. Lineage: Eukaryota; Fungi; Ascomycota; Eurotiomycetes; Eurotiales; Aspergillaceae. Gene Ontology annotation, molecular function: RNA binding; structural constituent of ribosome; nucleic acid binding. Gene Ontology annotation, cellular component: mitochondrial small ribosomal subunit; ribosome; peroxisome.